Clarias gariepinus (North African catfish) is the source of this 4101-nucleotide messenger RNA. Its product is annotated as serine/threonine-protein kinase SIK1-like. NCBI's taxonomy places the organism in Eukaryota, Metazoa, Chordata, Actinopteri, Siluriformes, Clariidae. Gene Ontology annotation, cellular component: cytoplasm. Gene Ontology annotation, biological process: protein phosphorylation; microtubule cytoskeleton organization; intracellular signal transduction. Gene Ontology annotation, molecular function: protein serine/threonine kinase activity; tau-protein kinase activity; ATP binding. Bases 363 to 2813 code for a protein of 816 amino acids. The transcript is spliced from 14 exons. The record is from RefSeq and is a predicted model, not a curated record.
AAAGGAGGCGGAGCUAGGCUCGGCUCGGCGCACGCUGACCAAUCAGAGCGGGCGGCGGCUUGUCUUAGCGGCGCGAGCCGAGCUCGAGACAGGGCCAGAAGCGUCACCCUGGUUACAGGAGAGCUGGGUCUCUCUGUCUCUCUGACUCUCACUCACUCACACACACACACACACACACACAGCGCGGGAUUACUAUACAGGACACUCAAUAAUAAAGAUAAAACAGAGAGUUGUGAAGUGUCAUGGUGGAGAGAAUCUGAACAGGAGGAAGAUUAAGUUAGGAUUCCUCCGUGGAAUGAGGAGAGGAUCAGUGCGGCGUGAAAGCGAACCCUGAGCCGUCCUGCUCGCGUGCGGAAAUCGUUAUGGUGAUCAUGCGGGAGGUGAACGCAGAAGGUCCGGCCGGCGUCUCUGCCCAGGGUCGACCCCUGCAGGUGGGCUUCUACGAGAUCAUCCGGACGCUCGGGAAGGGCAACUUUGCUGUGGUCAAACUGGCCAGACACAAAGUGACCAAAACUCAGGUUGCUAUUAAAAUAAUCGACAAGACCCGUCUGAACUCGUCCAACCUGGAGAAGAUCUACAGGGAGGUGCAGAUCAUGAAGCUGCUGAAUCAUCCGCACAUCAUUAAGCUUUACCAGGUCAUGGAGACCAAAGACAUGCUGUACAUCGUAACGGAGUACGCGAAGAACGGAGAGAUGUUCGACUACCUGACCUCGAACGGACGCAUGAGCGAAGCCGAGGCACGCAAGACGUUCUGGCAGAUCCUCACCGCCGUGGACUACUGCCACCGCCAUCACAUCGUCCACCGAGACCUGAAGACCGAGAACCUGCUGCUGGACGCCAACAUGAACAUCAAACUCGCAGACUUCGGGUUCGGAAACUUCUACAAUUCCGGAGAGCCCUUGUCCACGUGGUGCGGGAGCCCGCCGUACGCCGCGCCCGAGGUCUUCGAGGGAAAAGAGUACGAAGGACCGCAGCUGGACAUCUGGAGCCUGGGAGUAGUGCUGUACGUGUUGGUGUGCGGCUCGCUGCCGUUUGACGGAGAAAGUCUGCCAGCGCUGAGGCAGAGGGUGACCGAGGGACGCUUCAGAAUCCCCUUCUUCAUGUCUGAAGAUUGCGAGAACCUGAUCCGGAAGAUGCUGGUGGUGGAUCCAGCCAAGCGCAUCGGCAUCGCUCAGAUCAAGCAGCACCGCUGGAUGCUAGCCGACCCCAGCGCCCCUCACCAGACGCUCACGCACUCCCUCACCGACUACAACUCCAACCUGGGUGACUACAGCGAGCCCGUCCUGAGCAUCAUGCACACGCUGGGAAUCGACCGCCAGAGGACCGUGGAGUCUCUCCAGAGCAGCAGCUACAAUCACUUCUCCGCGAUCUACUACCUGCUCCUGGAGCGGGUCAAAGAGCACCGGAGCCAGCAGCUGAACCGGCAAUGCGGCGGCACUUGGACCCAGAGGAGCAGGAGCACGUCGGACUCCUCGUCCAGCCCAGAGGUGAUGCCCGAGCCGUCCGACAGCUUCCGCCCGGCCAUGCCGCCCGUCGCCACGGCGAUGAACCAACCCGUGCACUCACAGAUGGAGUGGGACCAGGGAGGGCUCUUUCAGCGGGUGGUGUGUCCGGUCGAGGCGAGUCUCAACGGUCUCCUCUGGAACCGCUCCAUCUCCCCCAACAGCCUCCUGGAGACCACUAUUAACGAAGAAGUGCGUCCCGGAGACCUGGAAGAGGAGGACGUGGCGCUGCAAGCCUCUCCCACGACCCUCCCAAACACCGCAUCACGUAGACACACCCUCGCCGAAGUCUCCACCCGCUUCCAUCUCUGCAACCCUCCCUGUAUCGUGAUCAGUCCGUCUGAUGGCGCGUCGUCCGACAGCUGCCUGAAGUCGUCGUCGAAUCUGACUCCGCCCCUUUCCACCGCCGCAGAUUUCUCGAGACUGAUGGCGCCCGGGUUUGGAACCGGGACGUCUGGGCCCCUCGGAGCAACUCUGGCUCUGUCCUCCAACCGCAUCCUGCAGAACCAGGGUAGUCUCCACGCCGCCAGCUUCCAGGAGGGACGCCGAGCCUCUGACACGUCCCUCACACAAGGAUUGAAAGCCUUCCGUCAGCAGCUGAGAAAGAACUCGCGUACCAAAGGUCUCCUGGGCCUGAAUAAGAUCAAAGGCCUGGCGAGACAGGUGUGCCCUCCGACCUCGUGCUCCAGGGGCAGCAGGGGAUCAUUAGGGCCCACCCUGUGCCCCCCCUCAGGCCUGCAGGGUGCCGGAGGAACUCGGGAGCGACGCAGCAUGCUGGAGGAGGUUCUGCAUCAGCAGAGGAUGCUCCAAAUCCAGCACCAGCCCCAGCCUCAGAGCGCUCACUUCCUCACUCAGUCCCACCAGCUGUCCUCCUCCUCCUCCUCCUCUUCAUCAUCCUCAUCCUCCUCUUCACCUCCCCCCAACAGCCUGUUCGCUCCAGCUGCUCUAUUCUCCAACCCUCCUCCCCAGACCGUCACCCAGCUGCUUCCCGCAUGCCACCAGAGCGCCGUUCCUCUCCAGCACCCCCUGUGGCCGCAGAACCCCGACUCCUCAUCUUCCUCAUCUUACUCGUCCCUGUCUCCGGUGGCGUCCGCGGCUCACCUGCUGGAGGCCCGACUGCACAUCAGCCAGCAGCCUCACCUCCAAGCGCAUCCUCAUUCUCAGCUCCAGCUCCAGGGCUACACCCUGGGACCGCUCUCGCUCUUACCCCAGCAGACGAGCUGGAGCCUGGGGGGCAGCGGGCACAUCGCGCGCCCCGACACGCCCGAGCUCCAGGAGCAGCAGCUCAGCAGCUGUGUGAUGGUCAAAUAGGGACGCAAAAGUGUUUCGUCAUUCGGGAUUGAAGCGAAACUCUGACUCGUGGGAUGAGAACGCUUCGUGUGUGUGUGUGUGUGUGUGUGAAGAAGACGAAGAAGCAAUAACCAAACUCUUUACAGACGUCACUCUCGCCCCACCUUAACUCCAGUCUCCCUCCUAAACAAGCAAUAAGAGACGGUGGUGAAGGAAGCGAAAAACACACACACUCCCACACACACACACACACACAAUUGUGUUUUAAAACAUCAGGCUGGUAGAUUUAUUCAUAUACUCUUACAAAUAAUGUAUGAGAAAAUAGGCCGGUCUUCCUCACGUGUAUUUUUUUUGUUUGUUUGUUUGUUUGUUUUGCUUAAACUUUUUUUUUCCACUUCACUCUAGAAGACCAAAGUUUCUUUUAGCCAUUUUUUUGCUACAUCAUUUAAAGCAAAAUGCAGUAUCGAGGGCGUGCAAUUUAAUGAACCGUGGCACAAAAAAAACUAACCCGAGUGCUGAUUUACAGGCGGAUCCGAGGGGUGUUCGUGGUACUUAAUUACUGAGGAAUAAAUCAAUCAAUCAAUCAAUCAAUAAGAGCGAGGGAUGAGAAACGAGACGUCUCAGACACCUUCAUCUUGAUGCAUCUUGAUUAUUUAUGACAAAACAAACAUCUACAGCGUAGACGUAGAACACUAAGCUUAGUGUAUUCGGUACUGUUUAAAGGUUUCAAACGCGAGUCUGAUUUAACGUCUCGCCGCUCAGUCUACAUCAGAAUAACACGUUCACACUUCAGGGGUGCAUCAAGCUGUCAGGUGGUAAUAGAACCUCGUCCUGCUCCUCCGCUCGGCACCGCUCGGUCACGUUUAGGUGCUAGUCGUGUUAAACACACACACACACACACACACACAUGCUGAGCUUCGAGCUCGCUUCGUUGUAAAGAAGUUGCUGUCCUGGGAGUCUCAAGUCCUGAGAAAUGAGAUAAUAAGGACCAGCUCGUCUUCUGUCAUAGCACUACCUCCUCCUCUAGCUCCUCCUCCUCUUCCUCUAGCUCCUCCUCUUCCUCUAGCCCCUCCUCCUCUUCCUCUAGCUCCUCCUCCGUUCUCCCAGAACAAAGCUUACGGGAUUAGUGCAAUAUUUCACACUCAGCUGUAGAACCUGCAACCUGUAGAACCUUCAGUACCUGCGUAUGUACCUGUAGGAUCAUCCGCAGUACUUGUGCUUGUACAUGCAGUACCUGUAGUACUCGUACCUUUUGUACCUGUAUCUGUGGGGCGUGCUUUAACUUUUAGCUUUUUUUUUUUUUUUUUUU